CCCUUUUGGCAGGCGAAACAAAAUGUCUUCCUUGUUGUGUUUCGGUUCUGCCCAAGUUUUAAACUAAAUUGCAAUUUUGAAAGCUUCUUUGAACAAGAAAACGAAACAAAGUCUGGUGAUGACUGCAGAAACCAAAAAACUCCAGUCCCAACUCAGCAGAGGAGAAUCCACAGCUCUAGAUGAUGACAAGGAAAGCAGUUAUUCUGGUGAGCUACCACAGCUUAAAGGUGAAAAGCUCCAAGCUCAAGCCAAAGAUGUAACAUAUCUAUGUCCGUUUAGUGGGCCUGUUAGAGGUCAUCUCUACGUAACCAAUUAUAGGUUGUUCUUUAAAGCAGAUGAUGAUCCACCAUUCUCUGUAGAAGUGCCAUUGUGCACAAUUUUUCGUAUUGAAAAAAUUGGAGGAACUACAAGUAGAGGUGAAAAUGCAUAUGGACUUGAGAUUUCCUGCAAGGAUAUGCGAAAUUUACGUUUUGCACACAAGCAAGAAAACCACUCAAGGCGUGUAGUGUAUGACAGACUUAUGCAAUAUGCUUUUCCUGCAUCAACAGGAAAGCCAUUUUUUGCAUUCUCAUUGAAAGAAGAAUAUGAAAACAAUGGAUGGGAAGUUUUUGAUUGUGAAAGUGAAUUUCAAAGACAGGGACUUCCUACUGACUGUUGGCAUAUCACUAAAAUCAAUGAAAGAUAUGAGCUUUGUGAUACAUACCCAGCUUUGCUUGGUGUACCAUCAUCGGUCACAGAUGAAGAUAUCAAGAAAGUUGCUUUAUUCAGGAGCCGAGGACGUCUUCCAGUGUUAUCAUGGCUCCAUCCAAACAAUAAUGCAUCCAUUACCAGGGCAAGUCAACCAACUGCUGGACUUCUAAACAAAACCAGAAACAAAGAUGAUGAAAAGUACUUUCAGGCAAUAUUAGAUGCCAAUCCUCAGUGUCACAAACUUCUUAUCAUGGAUGCACGUCCCAGAAUUAAUGCAUUUGCUAAUCAGGCUAAGGGUGGGGGAUAUGAAACAGAGGAAAACUAUCAAAAUACAGAAGUUAUUUUCUUGGACAUUGCAAAUAUCCAUGUUAUGAGAGAAAGUUUAAGAAAACUUAAAGAUAUCUGCUUUCCCACUAUUGAUGAUGCACACUGGUUAACAAAUCUAGAAAACACUCAUUGGUUAGACUAUAUAAAGAUAAUCUUGGCAGGAGCUGUUCGUAUUGCUGAUGCUGUCGAUAGGUGCAGAACUUCAGUAGUAGUACAUUGUAGUGAUGGAUGGGAUAGAACAUCACAAUUGACAGCUCUUGCAAUGCUACUCUUGGAUCCAUACUACAGAUCAAUCACAGGUUUUGAGGUACUUAUCGAGAAAGAAUGGCUAUCAUUUGGACACAAGUUCAGUCAGCGUUAUGGCCAUGGGGACAAGAACUAUGCUGAUGACCAAAGGUCUCCAGUGUUUCUCCAGUUUAUUGACUGUGUUUGGCAGGUCACUAGACAAUUUCCCUGUGCAUUUGAAUUCAAUGAAACCUUUCUUAUCACUGUAUUGGACCAUCUGUACAGUUGUAUGUUUGGCACUUUCCUUCAUAACUGUGAAGCACAAAGAGAGAAAGACGAAUUAAAAGUCAAGACUAAUUCGUUAUGGUCAUAUAUCAAUUCCAAUAUCCUUGAGUUCAAAAACCCUUUGUAUGCACCAUAUCUCCACCAGCAUGUUUUAUUUCCCGUUCCAAGCAUGCGUAGACUUGAACUGUGGACUCACUAUUACAUCAGAUGGAACCCACGAAUGCAGGCCCAGGAAUCUGAGGAGCAAAGAAAUAGGGAGUUGUAUUUCCUAUGUGAACAGCUUCGUGGUAAAUGUGACAAACUACAGCAAGAGAUUGAUUCUCGCAUGACAGACUUGGAGGUUCCUUCUUCACCGGAUGCUGUGUCUGUACACAGCAGUAAUUCAAACACACAGUGGACAGCCUCUGCCGUAUAGAAUAUCAAUUGUUAAAUAUAAUUCCUGUAGGAAUCAUAAAUGAUCGUUUUAAAAUUUCCACAUUGUUGGAUAAAAUAACAAUUCUGAACUUACUAUUUCAACAGUCUCACAGAUACUUAUCUGCACAAGUGAAACUGACCCUAUAGUACACACAUGCUAGGGUAUUAACUUUACGAGGGUCUGUAAGGGGACAGGCAGCCCGCCACUAAGAACGGCUGACUAGUCUAUAAGUUACCUUUCAUUCAGCGAAAUUGGUACAUUAUAUAAAUUAUUUUAGUGAUUAUGUAUUAUAAUAUUGUACGAUUAAAGCAUGGAUGUGCAGAAAGAUUAUCAUGUAAGAAUAAAGAAUUUGAGCCAUGUUA
Exaiptasia diaphana is the source of this 2304-nucleotide messenger RNA. Its product is annotated as myotubularin-related protein 2. Lineage: Eukaryota; Metazoa; Cnidaria; Anthozoa; Actiniaria; Aiptasiidae. The record is from RefSeq and is a predicted model, not a curated record. The coding region runs from base 119 to 1942 and encodes 607 amino acids. Gene Ontology annotation, molecular function: phosphatidylinositol-3,5-bisphosphate 3-phosphatase activity. The transcript is spliced from 25 exons. Gene Ontology annotation, biological process: dephosphorylation.